AUGGCUUUCUACCAGCAACAACUGUCCACUGGAUGGACGUUCCGAGACCGAGACAGCGAGCAAUCGGACCUGGAUACAUGGAUGCCUGUACCAGCUAUUCCUUCAACAGUACAGCAAGAUCUCAUCGCAAACAAUAAGCUCGAAAACCCUUACAUAGGAUUCAACGAGCUCAAAGCCCGUUGGGUCAAUGAGAAAUCAUGGGUUUACAGGCAUGAAUUUCAACGACCAAAAAUUCCUACCGGCGCAAAAGUAGCCCUUGGGUUCGAUGGUCUGGAUACAUUCGCAUCAGUCACGCUUGACGGGAAAACUAUACUCGAAAGUGAUAAUAUGUUCCUGGGCCACCGUGUGGAUAUCACCGAAGCUCUACUCAAAUCCACCGAAGGAAAAAAAUAUGUCCUAGAAAUUGAGUUUGAUUGCGCCCAGUCCAGGGCACGCGAGAUUCGUGAAAAAUAUCCUGACCACAAAUGGGUCGGCUUCAAUGGCGAUAUUGCGCGGUUAGCUGUACGUAAAGCGCAGUAUCACUGGGGUUGGGACUGGGGUCCGAUCAUCAUGACGGCGGGCAUUUGGCGUGAUGUGCGCCUGGAGGUGUAUGCUGCGCGAGUAGCAGAUUUGUGGCCAAAGACGACGAACAUUGAUUUCGAUGGCAAGAGGGCGAGUGUCACGGCGAUUGCUAAGAUCGAUGCUUCGAGCUCGACAUCAAAGGACCUUAAGGCUUCGUUCCGUGUGAGUCUGAGGGGACAUGAAAUUGCACGCCAGGAUGACAUCUCUGUGAAUACUACCGAUCAAACAGCAAAAGUCAAGUUUGAGAUCACCGAUCCAGAACUGUGGUGGCCGCACGGCUACGGUUCUCAAACUCUGUACGAAGUCACAGUGUCCCUUUCACACGACGGAACAGAGCUACACAACACCACCAAGAAAUUCGGCAUACGAUCUGCCGAAACAGUCCAACAGCCAGAUAAGCAUGGAAAAUCAUUCUUCUUCCGGAUCAAUGGGGUAGAUGUUUUCUGUGGAGGGUCUUGCUGGAUUCCCGCGGAUAGUCUGUUGCCAAGUAUAGAUGCAGAGAGGUACAGGAAGUGGAUUGAGCUUAUGGUUGCCGGUGGGCAGGUGAUGAUCAGAGUCUGGGGCGGCGGAAUCUACGAAGAUGAAAAGUUCUACGAAGCCUGCGACGAGCUCGGCGUGCUGGUAUGGCAGGACUUUAUGUUUGGCUGUGGCAAUUACCCAGCCUGGCCUGAGAUACUUGAAUCUAUACGCCAGGAAGCUGUGUACAAUGUCCAGCGAUUACGCCACCACCCUUCUAUUGUGAUCUAUGUCGGCAAUAAUGAAGACUAUCAAGUGCAGGAGCAGGCCAAACUGACCUAUGAUUAUGACGAUAAGAACCCAAACAACUGGCUCAAGACAGACUUUCCAGCACGCUAUAUCUAUGAGAAAGUGCUUCCAGAAGUAGUAGCUGAGUACUCACCAGCGACCUUCUACCACCCAGGCAGUCCUUGGGGUGACGGCAAAAUCACCUCGGACCCUACAGUCGGGGACAUGCAUCAGUGGAACGUCUGGCACGGCACCCAAGAAAAGUACCAAAUCUUCGCCACCCUCGGCGGCCGCUUCAACAGCGAAUUCGGCAUGGAGGCAUUCCCGCACCUGUCUACGAUAGACUACUUUGUCGAAAACGAUGCAGACAAGUUUCCGCAAUCGCAUGUGUUGGAUUUCCACAAUAAGGCGGAUGGGCAUGAGAGGAGGUUGGCGACGUAUUUGGUAGAGAAUUUGAGGACGGCUACUGAUUUGGAGACGUACAUAUACUUGACGCAGGUAGUCCAGGCAGAGACAAUGAUGUUCGGAUACCGCGGCUGGAGGAAGCAAUGGGGUGACUCGCGACACUGCGGCGGCGCAUUAUUGUGGCAAUUGAACGACUGCUGGCCUACAAUCUCAUGGGCCAUUGUGGACUACUUCCUUAGACCAAAACCGGCUUAUUAUACCGUCAAACGAGCCCUCAGACAACUCACCGUUGGCGUGCAGCGUGAACACCAUGACUGGAGUGUUACGCACGCUCAACCGCCGGUGAAGAGCGGGUAUGAGUUGUGGGUUGCUAGUAGCUAUAGGCAUGAGGUACUAAAUGCGACGGUAGAAUUGCGAUUUUUAUCGGUUGUGUCUGGUAGAGACUUGAGGGCUCCGGUUGUCUAUGAUAAUGUCACGAUUACGCCUAACGGAACUACAGAUGUGCUCACAAACGGUGUCAUAGAUCACAUCGCUGAGCCAGAGCCACAUGUCCUGUCGGCACGGCUUUGGGUUGACGGUCAGGUCGUGGCGAGGGAUGUGGACUGGCCGCAGCCAUUCAAGUAUCUCGAUUUGUCAGAUCGGGGACUGGAAGUGCGGCCAGAGACUACGCGUUCAGCGGCUGGUGAGAGGCAGCAAAUCCUGAGAGUAAGUGCACGGAAACCGGUGAAAUGUCUCGUUUUCGAGGAGAGGGAUGGUGUGCGGGUUAGUGACAGUGCUAUGGAUAUUGUGCCGGGUGAUGAGCAGGUUGUUACCAUUACAGGGCUGGCUGAGGGAGAUGCUCCAUUGAAGUACAGGUAUCUAGGCCAGUAG
Messenger RNA from Talaromyces amestolkiae, 2580 nucleotides. RefSeq lists its product as uncharacterized. The coding region runs from base 1 to 2580 and encodes 859 amino acids. Gene Ontology annotation, biological process: carbohydrate metabolic process; glycoprotein catabolic process. Gene Ontology annotation, molecular function: beta-mannosidase activity. Lineage: Eukaryota; Fungi; Ascomycota; Eurotiomycetes; Eurotiales; Trichocomaceae. The record is from RefSeq and is a predicted model, not a curated record. The transcript has 5 exons.